Molecule: messenger RNA, 1821 nt
Organism: Jatropha curcas
Lineage: Eukaryota; Viridiplantae; Streptophyta; Magnoliopsida; Malpighiales; Euphorbiaceae
Gene: NAC085
Product: NAC domain containing protein 85
Biological process (GO): regulation of DNA-templated transcription
Cellular component (GO): nucleus
Molecular function (GO): transcription cis-regulatory region binding; DNA-binding transcription factor activity
Source: RefSeq, a predicted model, not a curated record
ACAGGACAAACAACAUCUCUCUCUUCAGCUCACUUACCUUGGUCGAGUGGAGAAAGAGGAGAGUUUUAUAAAGCUUAAGAUACACACUCCCUCUUUCUGUCUCUGUUUAGACAUGGCAAGGGCUUGGCUUAUUGAUAGUAGAACAAUUGCAAGUAAAGUAAGAAAUCCCGCUAGAACUUCUGCUUAUCAGAUCAAAGGCUAUGGAGCACAUCGUGAAUGCCCAAAUUGCCAUCAUUGUAUAGAUAACAGUGAUGUUUCUCAUGAUUGGCCUGGUCUUCCUGCUGGUGUAAAGUUUGAUCCAUCUGAUGCAGAGCUGUUAGAACAUUUAACAGCAAAAUGUGGUGUUGGAAACUCAAAACCACACUCAUUUAUUGAUGAAUUUAUUCCUACUCUAGAUGAGGACAAGGGAAUUUGCUAUACUCAUCCAGAAAAACUUCCUGGUGCCAAGAAGGAUGGAAGUAGCAUUCAUUUUUUUCAUAGGACAAUUAAUGCUUACUCUACUGGACAAAGAAAGCGUCGAAAGAUCCAUAAUGAACAAGGUUCGAAUGAGGAGCAGGUUCGCUGGCACAAGACAGGCAAGACCAAAUCUGUAAUGGAAAAUGGAGUACAAAAGGGUUGCAAAAAAAUCAUGGUUCUUUAUAGAAGUUCAAAGAAGGGGUCCAAGCCAGAUAAGUCCAAUUGGGUGAUGCAUCAAUACCAGUUGGGGACCGAAGAUGAUGAAAAAGAAGGUGAAUAUGUAGUCUCCAAAAUUUUCUAUCAGCAGCAGAAGCAAAAUGACAACAGUGGUGAUGGUCCUGUUAUUGAAGAUGCUGAUGUUUUAGCACUUCAAGCUAGUCCAAGGACCCCCAAUACAAAUCCUCCCAAUCCACCACGACCAAAGAAAUCUGAUACGUGUGAAGAUGUUGCUGAUGAGAAGAAGGUAGUGCCGUCUUCUCAAGUGGAACCAGGCAUUAUUAAAAAAGAAUUUGAGGUCCCUGUACCUGAUGUGCAGCCUGAAGAUGAUGAUGUGGGAUAUGCAACAUGGUUGGCCGGUGAAUCUCAGGCUGUAGAAAACUCUGAUUUCAGUGGCAUUGAUGAUUCUUUGUUGUGCAAAGAAAUUUUAGAUGGUUCUUCUCUCCUUUUCAAUAGUUCAGGACUAAAUAAUGUCUCCUGCACUAGCAUUGCUAGCAAUACUAAUCAAUUAACUACAAGAAAUAAUGAUACAUCUUAUGGAAUUGCUGACCUUGAGAACCUGGAGCUUGACACUCCACCAGAUUUCCAAUUUGGUGAUUUACAGUUUAGUUCUCAAGAUAGCAUUCUUGAUUGGUUGGAUCGAAUAUGAAGAUACAUGGCAAAGCCUUGCAGCUCUAGUAUGCAGCUGAAGCUGUGGUUUUUCCCAGCAUUUUCUUUAGAUGCAUAGAGUCAGCUUGAUUAAACAAUUGGCCUUGAAGGUAUAGGUGCUUGUUUGUUUCCCGUUGGAUUUUUUGGAAUUGAAGUCUACAAAGCUUUCAUAUGAGAGCUUCUGAGUUUUGUCAAGGGUCUUAAGACUGAUAUAGCUAUGGAUUCAAGAUAUCAGUACCAGAAGUUGCUACUGCUGUAGUUGGUAGAAAUUAAUGGUUUUUUAUGUUCUGGCCUUUGUGUUCUACAUCCUAAUCCUUGUAAAAAUUUUCUGAAUUUGGUGAUUGUUGUAUAAAUACUAUUGAAUUUGUGUUAGAGAUGUAUCUGUUGCUUCCAUGGCUGUUUCUGUUUGAAGCAAAUCUCAUAUGAAAACUGAAAACCAUGGCAGCAACAAUUAAAUCUUUGUCAACGCCUUUAAGAAUCUAUAUCUAGUUAUUUACUGAA